This is a messenger RNA of Physella acuta, 5788 nucleotides long. RefSeq lists its product as uncharacterized. Gene Ontology annotation, molecular function: protein binding. Lineage: Eukaryota; Metazoa; Mollusca; Gastropoda; Physidae. The record is from RefSeq and is a predicted model, not a curated record.
GUUUAUGUUGUUAGUGUAUGUUGCGUCGUUUCCCGUACGGAUAAUAGCAGUAUAGAAAAUUAAUUAGGUCUACCCGGAAAAUGUAAACUGGAACACAUUAUCCAACGGUCGUAAAUUUUGGCAUAUGGCAACAUGGACAUCACAAAUUGGUUACUGGACAUACAACAACAGUUUACAUAAAGGUCAUCAUGAGGCACAAGUCAGUGACUGACCCUCUGCACUUAGGAUGGCUGCUCUAUUUGGCUUUACUGAUGGAACUCACACAAACUGGCAAUGCAGUUUCACUUGAUUUGCGGCCAGAGUAUGAUGUCUGCAACCCCAAAACAGCCUUCACUGGCCCCAAUUCAAUCUACAUGAGUGCCCUAGGGGACACCACAGAGGUGUUUGCUAAUUGGACCUCCAGCCCAUCAUCCAGAUGUGAGCUGUUUAUCAAGACCUGCUCCUCUUGUCGUAUAAGAAUUGAGGCAGUCAAUUCCUUCAACUUCACCGCACCACAGGAAUCUCGUUAUAGAACACAGAGUGGAGACUCAGACUGUGACCGGGGAUAUUAUUUUCAACUUUAUGAUGCUGAUUACAAAAAUCAAACCAGCCUGCGCGUGUAUUCCUCUGUCUUACCAAACAACUACAGUAGCAUGUCAUCAAAGCUCUAUAUUAUUUCAUGUGGAUCAACCCCAGCAUCUUCUCCUUAUUUUGAAGCUACAAAUCUUACAAUAAGACUGCGCUUGACUGUUGAAGAAAAGAGUCAAACUAUUUCUGGUACAAAUAACGGCAACAUUUAUCUACUUAGUAGUCCAUACUUCCCAUCAUCCUAUGUACCAAACAGCGAGCAGUAUAUUUUCAACUUUAAUGGGCUGCAACAAACAGAUUAUGUAACUUUUACGUUUGAUGACUGGCUUAUUUCCCCUGCUGCUAAAGUUAUUUUCACAGGUGCAAAUGUCCAUGACUUAAGUGGAGAUAGCAACAGGCCUUAUGUCAUAUCAGACGGCUCAUCAGUGACCAUGACCUUUGAUACUGGCUUGAACACUUACGCUGGAUUGACCAUUCCGGGUUUCAAGGCAGUGGCAAGAUUCUAUUCUGACAGAACAGAAAUACCAACUGUGGAAAUGGGCUGUGACCAUUUGAUAACCGCUGAAGGUGGGAUAAUCUCAUUAGAAGAGGUAGCAGAUGGAAAAAAUCAUGACUGUAUAUGGCUGAUCAAGAAGGCACCAGGCUAUGAUGGAGUGUACCUUAAAGUGGUGCGCUACAGAGCAACUUCAGGGGAUUCCAGUUUGGAAGUAAAUGAUGGUCUGACAUCCCUGGGCAACAAACUGAUAGCUCCUGGUGCUCUCUCCUAUGUCAACACUGAGGCCUUCUUGUCCAGAGAGGGCUUCUACAUUCGUUUGAAAGGGAGUUACAUGUAUGAUGAUUCACUCAAGAUAGCCUAUGCCAUGUACAAGAAUGAUUGUUCUGACAGCUAUUUUUACUUUAAAUGUUCCAAUGGACGUUGUAUAUCAGCAACUUACAAGUGUGAUACAUAUGAUCACUGUGGUGAUAGAAGUGAUGAAGCUUCCUCUGUGUGCAACGCUGCGUCUGUGGACAGAGGCUACUCAUCUGACAGCUACCCCAUCAGUGUUGGUGUCAUCGUGCCCAUGGUUGUUUCUGUCUUCCUAGUGAUCGUCAUUUGUCUCCUGAUUGUCUUCAUUAGACGCUGCCGGCGCUUGGACAACUCUGCCUUUGGGAACCCAAUGCAAUCCAACCCCCAGAACCGAGGUCGGCGAAGGCGCAGACACAACCCCAGUGUACAGAUGAGUGUGACGGUGAGUUCUGGAGAGCACCCACCAUCUUAUGAUGAGGUCCUACAGAACACACCUAUUGGGUAUCUGAACAUGGCAGUGUGUUGGUCUCAAGAGGGUGGCCCAGCCCAGCCCCCCUCGUACGAAGAGGCCAUUUCUCCCCCUCCCAGCAUCACCCCAGCCCAGAGUGCCCAGUCCAUCCUCACAUCAACAACUGUGGUAGGGAGCACCAACAGCCUUCACCUCCUCGGCACCGCCAGACUCAACUCCCCGCAGCACCCCUCCCUCACCAGAGCAACCCUCACAGCCUCCAUGGACCCUGGGGCGUACGUCUCAUCAUCAAGCUCAUCCGAGGAUGCUUCAGAUCCAGACAGCCACAUAGACCUGUCCUCCUCAUCCGACUCAUCAACAGAUAAUGAACAUAAUUUAUUCACUGCCAGCCUCACCCACUCGAGAUCGUAUCAUGAUGUCAACAAGCCUGACAAAAAUGAAAACAAACCAAUGCUAGUUGGAGGGAAGGAUGAUAAUGAUAACUUUAGAGUUGAGCUGGGCCCAGAGAACACAGCUAAACUUGUCAACAACAGAAAUAGCCAGCAGAAAGAAGGGCAAGAGGCCGCAGCAGACGCGAGCUUAAGACAGCGGGAUGAAAGAAAGAAUGACAAAAAUAGAACUCGCAGAGGUCAAGGACAUCAGAGAAGAGAGACAGAAAGAGGAGAAAAUACAGGGAGUGAGAUAUAUGCAAGUAGGGAUGGCCUAAAUAGGAGUGCUAGUAGAGAUGGCCUCAAUAGGAGUGCUAGUAGAGAUGGCCUCAAUAGGAGUACUAGUAGAGAUGGCCUCAAUAUGAAUGCAAGUAGGGAUGGACUAAAUAGGAGUGCUAGCAGGGAUGGACUAAAUAGGAGUACAAGUAGGGAUGGCCUCAAUAGGAGUGCUAGUAGAGAUGGCCUUAAUGUACAUGCAAGUAGAGAUAGCCCAAAUAUGAGUCAUGCCUCAGAUUCCAGAUCUGGUGCCAGAAGUGAGAAUGCUGCGAGGGAUGGCGUGUAUUAUAAAAAGAAUCAGCAAAGAGGGGCUCAUGCUGGUGUAUAUUCUAAGAUACCCAGUGUGACGGAAAGUUCAAGGUCACAGAGCUGCACCAACCUUUACUUUGGAGGGGGUGGGGCUGGUCUGGAGGAUGAAGACAUCAGACAUGAGGACAAGAGGUUUAGUUACGCUGGGUACGGGGAUGUCUCGCUCAAGAGAAGUGACCUUGACCCCUUCCUCUCAGGACGAGGCUUGGUCCGGGACCGCCCAGUGGAGAAUUUAAACGGCUACACAGCCCAGAGCUGCAGCAACCUGAGGGGUGACUACAGCAGCAGCAAAAUGCCAGACAGCAGACAGCAUCAGUCAGCCAAGCCCCUCUACCCCAGCAAGGAAGCAGCAGCCCACAGCAGAGAGAAACAUCACGCCAGCAGCUUGUCCUUGGCUAGCUCUCACAGUAUGUCUCUAAGUGCUGUCCCUGAAGACCAUUCAGCCCAGUACACCAAAUAUGAGGAUAGAAAGCAUCCCAACCGAACAAGGAAAGCUCCAGAUGGCAGGUACCCAGCUAGCAGAGAUGAAGAAAUAAUGGCUAAACACAGGAGCUGGCACGAUUCUACACCAACAUCAGCAGACAUCCACCAGCAAAGAAUCCCCGGUACGAGGUCAGCUAGUGUACAAAACUUAGAAGCAGGACCUCGGGUAAAUUUGUCAGCACCAACUCCAAGACAGAAUUCCAGAGAAGAAAACUUUCCCAGACAGAUUUCAGGUGAUGGGAUGUCUUCAGGGCAGGAACCAAGGCAACUCAAUGAUGAGAGGCACGGGCAUACUGCUGGGGCUAGACACUCCGACAAUCUAGGCCCACAAUCUGCCCAUGCUAGGUCAGGGCAGGACAGCUAUCACAGGGGGGCGCCGAGAUCAAACCCAGAACCAAUCUACCAAACACCAUCACAGGCCAACAGACAACAGCCAACAAAACAGCAACCAGACAUUUCCAGAUCUUCUGGGAAACAUCUAGAGCCUAUUUACCAAACACCAAAAGUUGACUCAGAAAUUAAAACUAAGUCAUCCACUCCAGAACCAAUUUAUCAGACUCCAAGGAACACGCCCGUCCAGCACCCCUACCCUGCUCAGCAGGCUCAUCAAGCGAGGUCUAGGCCGAUUCCCCCUAUGCAAAACAAACCAGUUCCUGCACCUCGCCAAGGAAUUAAAAAAUCACCUGCCCAACAGAGUGAAACCAGGCCUGUCCCAGUGUCAAGGUCACAGAGUGGACACACCUCUCGAGGUAACCCACCACCUCGGAGCCCUGCUCAGCUGUCCCCCCAGGUAGGUCCACCACACCAAGGUCCACCACACCAAGGUCCACCACACCAAGGUCCACCACACCAAGGUCCACCACACCAAGGUCCACCACACCAAGGUCCACCACACCAAAGUCCACCAUACCAAGGUCCACCACACCAAGGUCCACCACAUCAAGGUCCACCACACCAAGGUCCACCACACCAAGGUCCACCACACCAAGGUCCACCACAUCAAGGUCCACCACGCCAAGGUCCACCACGUCAAGGUCCACCACGCCAAGGUCCACCACACCAAGGUCCACCACACCAAGCGUCUCAUCACAACACAGCUCAAGGGGAUGAAGGCAGGAGAACAGAACCCAGUCCUGAAGCUCAAGGAGUUUUAACCUUAGAUCCUAAGUUUUUUGACCAAGCAGAGAAGGAUGUGUUUGUGUAAAUGUAGAUCUUGACUUGCUAAAUUUGUACUGUACUAUUUAUAGCAAACUGACAAGAAUGCCUUACUUGUAUACACUGGUAUCAAUGGGAUCUUUACUCAUGUUUCCAAUUGUCAGCCAGUUUAUUCAAAACAUUCCAUAAUAUAUUAAUUUACAUAUAUUUUAAAAAGAGCUUAUGUAUAUAAUUUUAAUGCAAAGUUUGAAAUACUAAACAAAUUGUAUAUUUUGUUUUUACUUUUUUAGUUACUUUUUUCAUAAGUUUUUUACUAUAAUUUUAUUUAGUAGUAAAACUUAACUGUAUAACAGUAGUAUUUUAUACAGUAUUUGUUUAUAUUUUUUUAAAAACUUGGUACAUUUUAAUUACUGGUAUAAAAAAAUAUACUUAAACAUUCCAAUGUAAUUGAUAGCUUAAAAUUUUCUCAGAUAUUUUUUCAAUAUUUUAAAUUAAGAAAAUGAUUAAAUUUGUGCCUUUUUUCCCAUAAUUUACAAAUUUUACAAGAAAAUAAGAAUGUUUUUAAUAAAAUAGUGAAAUCUGAGACUUGUUUGAUGAGUUUGUAAUAGUUACCCAGUUAUGAUCCACAUAGUUGUGAACUUUAUUGUAGUUUCUAGUGGCAUAGCUUUGAUGUCCUCAGUUAUCUAAGCCUUUUAUGCUAACAUUUCCACUUUGUUUAAAUAGGAAUGUGUUAAAUGUAUCUUUCUGAGAAAAACAUUUUGUUUUGAAUAGAAAAUGUAGUAGAGUAAUGUUCUUGUAUUUUAGUGUACAGCUAAAAAAUUCAGAUCGAUUUAUUUUGUGUACAUUCAGUUUGUGUACAUUCCAAUUUAUUUACACUACACACAUCAGCUGUGUAAGCAGCUAGAUCAGUCAACAUUCAAAUACAACACACUUCUGUAAAUAAACAAUUGCUUUCAAAAGUUUUAUGUUUUUAUUCAAAUAAAGGUUUAAAAUGUGUAACCUUAAACACCAUUGUAUCAGGCAAGAUACACACACACACAAAACAUGAAUAAAAUCACGAAAGCAGAAAAACAGACUCACAAUUUAACAAUUUUAAAUCAAGUAUUUGAUUGUUGUGUAUUAUACAUGUUCACAGUGCUAUUUUACAUGUACACAUUCCAGUACAACUGAAACAAAUUCUUUGUAUUUACAAUUUGUUUUUUGUAUAUACCAACACUAACAAGAAUUGUAAAUAUAGGCCAAUUGUUUUUGUACAUUUGUUUCUUUACAUUUUAACUGAAUGGAAGAUAUGUCCAAUAAAACAUGUACAUCACU